AUGGAGGACGAGCUGCCCUGUUGCCAUGACAACGCUACAGGCAAAGUGGGUCAGCGGGCUGCUGCCACGCCUGUUGAUGCUGAUGAUGCUGUUGUGUCUCCAGGCUGUAAGGAGUGCUGCGAGCGAUGCGUCGGCAGUCUGCCCUGGGCGUCGCUCAUCGCCACCAUCUUGCUCUACAUGGGCGUGGCCUUGUUCUGUGGGUGUGGCCAUGAGGCUCUGAGCGGCACCGUCACCAUCCUGCAGAACUACUUCGAGGUGAUCCGAGCUCCCGGAGACGUGCUGGACGUCUUCACCAUCAUCGACAUCCUGAAGUACAUCAUCUACGGCCUCGCCGCCGGUUUCUUCGUGUUCGGAGUGCUGCUGCUGGUGGAGGGCUUCUUCACCACCGGCGCCAUCAGGGAUCUGUACGGAGAGUUCAAGAUCACCGCCUGCGGACGCUGCCUGACUGCUUUCCUCAUGGUUCUGGCCUACCUGUUCUUCCUGGUGUGGCUCGGCGUCACGGCGUUCACCAGCCUCCCGGUCUUCAUGUACUACAACGUCUGGUCCAUGUGUAAGAACGCCACCUCAGUGGAGGGAGCCAACCUCUGCCUCGACCUGCGCCAGUUCGGAGCAGUGACCAUCUCGGAGGAGAGGAAGGUGUGCAUGGGCUCUGAGAAGUUCCUGAACAUGUGCGACUCUAAUGAGCUGGACCUGACCUUCCAUCUGUUUGUGUGUGCGCUGGCAGGAGCCGGAGCCGCCGUCAUUGCCAUGGUCCACUUCCUGAUGGCGCUGGCCGCUAACUGGGGCUACCUGAAGGACGCCAGCCGGAUGCAGAAGUACGAAGACAUAAAGUCGAAGGAGGAGCAGGAGCUGCAUGACAUCCACUCCACGCGCUCCAAAGAACGCCUCAAUGCCUACACAUAAAUCCAGAGCCACCCGGAAACAACACACACUUACCUGUCAGACACACACACACACACACACACACACACACACACACACACACACACACACACACACACACACAGUGGCUGAUACAAGCCUGAGGACAUCAUAAAUCCAUCAGACAGGAGAAAAACACAGAAAGAAAAGAUGAAAACUCCGACACCAUCAUCAUCCUCGUGUCUGCAGAUCAGUGGCUCUGGUGCUUCUGUUUGUCCUGAGUGGAACCUUUAACCUUUGACCUUGAACAAAUAAAAUCAGCUGAACCUUCUAAAGAUCCCAACGUUUAGCAGCCUGAACGGCAGAGCAAUUCUUACAGCAUAAGAUUUACAGAAACCAACGAAACAAACCAGAACCGGCGACCCAAAGAGCCGGAGCGCAAAGUUAGUUCUAAAGCCGAGGAUCCCGGCAGAGACGGAGAUGAGAGUGGUGUCCAGGGGCUCAUCAGUAAAUAACAGCCCCUUCCUUUAACCUGCAGCGCGCACACACACACACACACACACACACCCCCACACACACACACACACACACACACACACACACACACACACCCCACACACACACACACACACACACGUCGAUGUGACUGAAUGGUCGGUGUUGUGCAGGCAGUGUCGUUCGGUGGUGUCAUGCUGUGUCGUUCCUCUCACCACACUAUGAUGGCGGUGUUGCAGAGAAAAAGGUCCAGAGUAAAUUUGUGCCUGCUGGGUGCAGAUGGGUCGCUUUGCCAACUCCCCCUCCCCAACCUGUUGCCCCACCGUCCGGUUCCCCUGAAGUCCAGUUUCACUGGUUGCUCCUUAAAUUCUUGAACCUUCUAAUGGAAAACCAGCAAAACAACGACAAUAAAGGCCCAAAUUGUUGCUUCAUUCAGAGAAACUAUUGAGCAAAAGACAAAUAAAGGAUUUUAAAAAGCUCCAGUGAAGCUGGCGCCCCUCCCCGCCCCGUUUCCCCUGGACUGUAAAAACUCGUCGUUGUCUUUAGAGACAGCAAAUCUUAGCAGCACAAAGUCUUUUUGUCCUGUUCUCAUCCGUCUGUUUUCCUCAUGAUUUUAUCACUUUGGGGGAUUUUUGAUUAUUUAUGUGUAAUUUUAGCACUGAGGGUAUUUAAGUGGGAGGUCAGGGGUCAGCUGGGAAUAGGGUUUAUGUCACAUGAGUUCAUGUAAUGAGUCUGUAUUUCAGUGGUUCUGCACACCACCCCCCGCACGCACACACACACACACACACACACACACACACACACACACACACACACACACACACACACACACACACACACACACACACACACACACAGCUUCUUUCUGUUGUCACGGUUUCUUCCGUUCUCAACCAGCCCGAAUGUGACCAAAUGUCCUCAGUAAGUUAGAAAACCACGAUGCGAACAGUGAGCACGUCACCAGGAGACGAUCCGAGGCCUGAGCCAGCUUCUUCGGGUUCCUGCAGGGGGCGCUGCUGAGUCUUAGAGAAAACGGCGAUGAAACAGUGAAUGAGCUGCGUGUUCAGGAAUGAUUUGCUCUACUGCGGCUUUUUGUGGUUUUAUUACUUCUUUGGUGUCUUACAUAAUCUCCUCAGGUGCUUCAGAGCUGGAAAGCUGUAAUCUGGAUGAUGUGGGACCAGCCGGCUGCUUUGCGAAGCUUCACAUAGAACCAGAUGUUUGAGAUUUUGACUUUAAAUCAACUUCGCAUUAAAUUUGUCCAGAGUCGCUCAGUCUCUGUGAGAUGCAGCGUUUUUCAGCUCCUCAGACUAGAUAGAAGAAUUUGGUUUUGGUUUUGCGGCUGUUUUGGCUUCGUUCGGGACGGUGAUGAGUCUCUAUCUGCCAGUAGAGAUGAGCCAGUUUGGGUUCUGAUUGGCGAACGGGCGGCGAAACGAGCUGCAAGCACUAAAACGAUGCAAACUCAAAAAAAAAAGAAUAAAA
This is a messenger RNA of Poeciliopsis prolifica (blackstripe livebearer), 2835 nucleotides long. Its product is annotated as neuronal membrane glycoprotein M6-a-like. The record is from RefSeq and is a predicted model, not a curated record. NCBI's taxonomy places the organism in Eukaryota, Metazoa, Chordata, Actinopteri, Cyprinodontiformes, Poeciliidae. The transcript has 7 exons. Bases 1 to 903 code for a protein of 300 amino acids. Gene Ontology annotation, biological process: neuron projection development. Gene Ontology annotation, cellular component: filopodium; neuronal cell body; plasma membrane.